This is a messenger RNA of [Torrubiella] hemipterigena, 5578 nucleotides long. The record is from the annotation of a GenBank genome assembly. NCBI's taxonomy places the organism in Eukaryota, Fungi, Ascomycota, Sordariomycetes, Hypocreales, Clavicipitaceae.
AUGGGUAAACAUAAAUUUUGGCCUUUCAAGAGGCCUGAAGCCAAACAGACACCAAAAACACUGCCAAACUUACUGUCUCCGUCUACCCCUGAUGGCGCCACAUCAUCACGCUCUAGCGUCUCCGCAAUCGAGUCAGUUCGUUCUGUCCCUGGAACAUCUGACAACCCAGCUCCUGCCAUCAGUAAUACGACCGCUGAAACGGCUACCCCGACGGCUUUGUUAAACAAUACAGCAAAUUCAACUACAGCAGCUCUCGCCUCGCCAGUAACAGCCGAGAAUGACGCACCACUGGCAGACUCACUUUGGGACCACGCGUACGAUGCGUUGAAGGUGAGGCAUAGUGAGCUAAUAGAAGUAUAUGAAGACUUUCUCUCUAAGUCAUUGCAUCAAGCGCAGACACCCCAUCCUGACCACGCUACCAAUGUGAUUCCCCAGGGUGACGCAGCUGCCCGUCGACAGAAGAUGGAUACUAUAAUUGCACUUGGUCUAGAGCAUGCGGCCGACAAAGAGACGAGCGUAACUAUUGCCGGACAGAAGAUUACUGUUGAAGAGGCUAUUGCGAAAACAGCUGGUGUCGUUUCGUGGGCUGAGGAUUAUAUCAAGGACACGGUCAAGGACUUACCAUAUGCAUCUAUAGUCAUGGUCGGCGUAUCGCUGGUUCUGCCGCUGCUAAAGAACCCUGUUGUGGCGGAAGAGGCUCGUAGCACUGGCUUCACGUAUGUUACCUCGCAGAUGCGUUACUACGCUGCCAUGGAGUCGCUUCUGCUGCCUGAGGACAUGGAGUCCGUUCGGAGAGCAGACCUGGCAAGUCGACUGACUGAUCUCUAUUCUCUUGUUAUAGAGUUUCAAAUUCGCUGCGUUAUUCACCUAUACCGCAGCAGGACAAAGAAUUUCUUUCGCGGAGCCAUACACUAUGAUGACUGGAAGGGCACGCUAGCCAGCAUCAAGAGCGCCGAACAAGAUUUAGACACCAAGUUCUUCAAAGCCCAGUCAGCGCAAAGCGUGGAAACCCUCAGGUGGAUGCAACGCGAGGCAGAAGAGUCGCGCAGGCGACUGGAUAGUACUAUGGACGAAAUUGUCCAGCUUAUGCGAGAGCAGCUCGGCGUCGCGGCCAGAAUGGAUCGACGUAUGGAGCUGGCAGAAGAUCGGGCUUGCAUAGAGGCAUUAAGCAAAGAAGAUCCCCGAGAUGAUAAAGCUAGAAUUUUGUCUCAAAAAGGAGGUCUUUUGGAAGAUUCGUACCGCUGGGUGUUCACUAAUGAAGAUUUUCAGCAGUGGCGCAGGCGCGACAACGGGCUGUUGUGGUUGAGAGGAGAUCCUGGGAAAGGAAAGACAAUGCUUGUCUGCGCCAUCAUUGAUAAGCUAGAAGCAUCUGCAUGGAUGGUUAAUGUGUGUUACUUUUUCUGCCAAGCAACCGAUGAACGCAUCAGUAGCGGCACAGCAGUGCUGCGUGGAUUGAUCCACAUGCUGGUCAAACAGCAACCUUCGCUCAUGCCUCAUCUUCGAAAGGCUUAUGAAGAGGCUAAGCUGGUUGAAGGUAGAAAUGCCUGGGUAACCUUGUCACAGCUUUUCGAUAAAAUCGUCAAUGAUCAUCAACUGGAGGAAACGCACUUGCUCAUCGACGCGCUGGACGAGUGUACAACGGAUUUGACGCUUCUAUUGGAACUCGUUGACAAAUACGCAUCACACCCACGCAUUAAAUGGCUCGUCUCCAGUCGGAACGAGUUGGCAAUAGCCGAGCGUCUUGAUCGGCCUAAUAUUGGAAGCCAACUGUCACUUGAACUGAACGCUGCAUCCGUAUCUUUGGCAGUUCGCUCAUUUAUACAACACAAAGUGGGAGUGCUGAAGGCUCUGAAAGGAUAUACACAGAAUCAACAGGACAGGGUUUCUAUCUACCUGGCCGACAAUGCCAGCGAUACGUUCUUGUGGGUAGCCCUUGUUUGUCAGCACCUUAGUAUCCUUCCUCGUGGAAUCGUAUUAGACACGAUAAAGAGAGGAUUAUUCCCGUCUGGACUGAAAGAUCUAUACAGGCGAAUGCUUCACCAGGUCAAUGGUACCGACUUUGCGGACCUUUGCAUACGGAUUCUAGCGGUUGUCUGCACUGUAUAUCGUCCUAUUACGAUUGACGAGUUGCCAUCAAUGGUGGAUCUUCCCGAUGACUUGGCGGAAGAUUCAGACGCCUUGCAGGAGAUUUUAAACACGUGCGGCUCUUUCAUUUCUACCAAGGGUGGUGUCAUCGCGACCGUGCAUCAAUCAGCGGUAGACUUCCUGAAAGAUCAGGCAAGUGACGAGAUCUUCCCUGCAGGUCCCAAAGAUGUACACCAUAAAAUCUUUAUACACUCGCUGGAUUCACUUUCGGCUGUUUUAAGACGGGACAUAUACAACCUGGUUGAUCCUGGCUAUAAAUUCCAGAAUAUUCAACGUCCAGAUCCAGAUCCUCUUGCAUCAGUGGGCUACUUAUCUGCUUAUUGGGUUGACCAUCUAGGAGAGUGUUUAUCUCUGUCCGAAGAGACGGAGGUUAUAGAGAUGAUCAAUCAAUUCAUGAAGGCAAAGUAUUUAUAUUGGAUCGAGGCGUUGGGCUUGUUGGGUAAGAUUUCGCAAGGAGUUCAGUCCAUCGCAAAACUAAAAGAGUUAACACUAAGAGUAUCCGACGUAUUGCUUAGAGACACCGUCCACGAUGCAGAGAGAUUUUUGCGCUACUUUAAAGUAGCUGUUGAGUUGGCCCCGCUGCAAAUAUAUGUAUCGGGGCUUCUGUUCAGUCCUACCAACAGUUUUACAAGAAAGAAUUUCCAUCACGAUAGAAUUGGUCGCCUAUCAUUAGCCUCGCCAAUCAGUCCGGAGUGGAGUGCUUGUAUACAAACACUUGAGGGUCAUAGCGAUUGGGUUAACUCGGUGAUCUUCUCGCCAGAUGGCAAGAGUAUUGCUUCUGGCUCGGAUGAUAACACAGUCCGAAUAUGGGAUGCUGUGGCUGGGCAUUGCAAGCAUAUCAUUGAGGGUCACAGCAAUUCGGUUACAUUGGUGAUAUUCUCGCCAGAUAGCAAGAGUAUUGCUUCUGGCUCGCAUGAUAAGACAGUCCGAAUAUGGGAUGCUGUGGCUGGGCAUUGCAAGCAUAUUCUUGAGGGUCACAGCGAUUCGGUUACAUCGGUGAUAUUCUCGCCAGAUGGCAAGAGUAUUGCUUCUGGCUCGGAUGAUGACACAGUCCGAAUAUGGGAUGCUAUGACUGGGAGCUGCAAGCAUAUCAUUGAGGGUCAUAGCGGUUGGAUUACAUCGGUGAUAUUCUCGCCAGAUAGCAAGAGUAUUGCUUCUGGCUCGCAUGAUAACAGAGUCCGAAUAUGGGAUGCUAUGAAUGGGCAUUGCAAGCGUAUCAUUGAGGGUCACAGCAAUUCGGUUACAUCGGUGAUAUUCUCGCCAGAUGGCAAGAGUAUUGCUUCUGGCUCGGAUGAUGACACAGUCCGAAUAUGGGAUGCUAUGACUGGGAGUUGCAAGCAUAUCCUUGAAGGUCAUAGCGGUUGGGUUACAUCGGCGAUAUUUUCGCCAGAUGGCAAGAGUAUUGCUUCUAGCUCGGAUGAUAACACAGUCCGAAUAUGGGAUGCUGUGACUGGGCAUUGCAAGCAUAUUCUUGAGGGUCAUAGCGAUUCGGUUACAUCGGUGAUAUUCUCGCCAGAUAGCAAGAGUAUUGCUUCUGGCUCGCAUGAUAAGACAGUCCGAAUAUGGGACUCUGUGACUGGGCAUUGCAAGCAUAUUCUUGAGGGUCACGGCAUUUCGGUUACAUUGGUGAUAUUCUCGCCAGAUAGCAAGAGUAUUGCUUCUGGCUCGCAUGAUAAGACAGUCCGAAUAUGGGACUCUGUGACUGGGCAUUGCAAGCAUAUUCUUGAGGGUCACGGCAUUUCGGUUACAUCGGUGAUAUUUUCGCCAGAUAGACGCCCUACGCCUCCUCUAGAGCUGCAAAAUAAUAUCGAAUUAGACAUAGGAGGUGGUGAUGACUGGAUACUGGUUGAUGGAUCUGAUUCUCUUUGGCUACCUGCGGAAUAUCGACCAAUCCAAUUCGUAGUCAAGGGUUCGCAUUUGGCUCUGGGUUGCGCUUCUGGCCGAGUUAUGAUAUUUCAUAUUUCAGCGCAGGAAUAGUUUGCAUUCCUUUUACGGAUUUGGGUACACAAUAUUUAUUCCGGAAUUACGGAAAUGCCCCUCAGCAUUGAGAUUCCUUCAGUUGCCCUUUUUAUCCAUGUGGCGGCGCCCAAGGCGUCGAACGCUAUGUCGAAGAAAUUCAUCAAACGAAAGCUCUGCAUACCUUCAUGCUUCCAAUGCUUUUUAAUAAAUAUCUUCAAUUCUGAGAAAAGUUCUUCUAUAGGAUUUAAAUCUGGUAAAUACGGGGAGGAAAUAAUACUUUUACCCCUGCUGCUUCGCACAUAGCUAGAAUCCUCUUCGAAUGAUGCAAGGAGACGUUGUCCAUCACAAGAACAGACUUGGGUUCCGGAAAUCUGCCGCAAUAUUGUAGCAGUUCUGCUAUGUAGUUCUUAAAUACGGCGCCGUUAGUUGCUCUAUCGUAUACGCGUGAGAAAAAGACGCCAUCCUACGCAUAAGCCGGCAAAAUUUGGCGUUUCCUGUCUCGAGUAAACAUUCCUUUUUGGAUCGGAUUAACUCCUCGUCGAGCUUGGCCCUUGUUACGUUGAGCGGCGAGAAUACUACAGCCAGAUUCGUCAAGGAAGACUAGCUGGUAGGACAGGAACUGCAUCAAUUUCUGAAGAUACUAGUUCCGUAGCAGCCGAUCCCGCUGCUGGGCCACCCGGCGAGUCUUCUUCCACGGAUAGCCUGCUCGAAGCCAGCUUCGGCUGAUAGUGCUAGGAGACGGCUCAAUACCAAACCUUUUCUUCAAAAAUUCAAUAUUUUCCCCUCUAUUUUCCGUAGAGUCGUCUUUGGCCCUUUCACAGAGAGCACGCAUCAUAUCGUCAGUUAUUAGUCUCGGUCGGCCGGCCGAUUUCUAUCUAGGAGCUCGAGUGGUACCAUAGAAUUUUCUGUUGAGGUGAAGCCGACGAAUGGUGGACUCAGGUCAUAGUACUAUAGGUGAUAUUUCUUUAUCUGAUUUUCCAUCACCAAAUAGAAAUAAAAUCCUGAUAUGAUCCGCCUUACUUAUUGGCAGCGCCAUGGUUAGAAUUAAUAUACUGGGAAAUUCUAGGGUGCAUUCCAAACACAUUUAACGACAUCCUUUGAGACCUCAGACGGCGAAUCAGAGACUGGUAUCACCAGACCACUACAGCAGUUAAAAGGCUGACCCUUUCUAUCAGAUACGUAUAUAGUCCAAGAUUGUUCUAAGGCUCUAGUGCCGAUUUGGGCCAUCAUACCAAUGGCCUGAUGUAGAUCACACCCACAUCGAAUUUAGCCGUGCCGCAUGAGCACAGAAAUUUGGCAAAGCAAGGGCAAGUAGAAUUAUUUAAUUAUUGUUUCUUAAAGAGCCUAAUAACUGAGAAGAAAAAAAUCUGCAAUACUUGCGCGUACAGUUGAUUUCCACAAAGUAUUAUACGUCUAGUCUGAGCAAUUUGUUGUUGAUGAAAAAGAUAAAGGGUCACGUCAUGCAUCAGACCCC